Cervus elaphus (red deer) is the source of this 3250-nucleotide messenger RNA. It is a transcript of the gene RTKN2, whose product is annotated as rhotekin 2. The transcript is spliced from 12 exons. Lineage: Eukaryota; Metazoa; Chordata; Mammalia; Artiodactyla; Cervidae. The record is from RefSeq and is a predicted model, not a curated record. Bases 376 to 2175 code for a protein of 599 amino acids. Gene Ontology annotation, biological process: hemopoiesis; positive regulation of cell population proliferation; signal transduction.
GGCUGGCCUCGAACACCACCAGCCUGAACCGGGCUUCCGGUCAGGUGCGAUCAGUGGGCUACGCUUUCCCCACGACCCCGCCCACUCCUGUCCCAGGCCCGCCCACCCCGCAACCUCUCCCUUAAGUGGGCCAGCUGCUCCCUACUUCCCAGCCGGCGCCGGGAACUCGGGUCGCGGCAAACUUCAGAAGCGGGCGGCGCGGGGGUGCGCCCUCUGCGCGUGCGCACGCCGGCUCUCAGCCCCCUUCGCCCCGUCCCCUGCGCCGGGACUUGGUACGGCCGGGACGGCGGUUGGCGUCCUCUUGGGCAACCAGGGGCGGGCUUUUCAAACCUUAUCUUCGGAGUUGUGCCGGCGGCCCUAGCUGUGGCGCUGGAGAUGGAGAGGCACAACCUGAGGGGACACGAGCUCCGCGCGGCGGGGCUUGCGGCCCAGCAGGACUGCAGCAUUCAAGAAAAAAUAGAUUUGGAAAUUCGAAUACGAGAAGGAAUAUGGAAACUCCUUUCUUUGAGUACUCAAAAAGGCCAGAUUUUGCAGGCAGUUAAGAAUCUUAUGGUGUGCAAUGCUCGAAUAAUGGCUUACACAUUGGAGCUGCAGAAGUUAGAAGAGCAGAUUGCAAAUCAAGCUGGAAAAUGUGAGGAGAAUUUUGAAAGUAAAGAACGGACAGCUUGUAGAGGAAAGAUUGCCAUAUCAGAUGUUCGUAUACCACUAAUGUGGAAAGACUCUGAUCACUUCAGCAAUAAAGAACGAUCACAGCACUAUGCCAUUUUUUGUUUAUUCAAAAUGGGAGCUGAAGUUUUUGAUACUGAGAUGGUAAUUGUGGAUAAAACAAUCACAGAUAUAUGUUUUGAAAAUGUGACCAUAUUUAAUGAAGCAGGGCCAGACUUUCAGAUAAAGGUGGAAGUAUAUAGUUGCUGUGCAGAAGAAUCUUCUAUAACUAACACAUCAAAAAAAUUAGCUAAGAAACUGAAAACAUCUAUAAGCAAAGCUACAGGGAAAAAAAUCAGUUCAGUGCUUCAAGAAGAUCAUGAAAUGUGCUUGUCCUUCAGUUCUGCUAUUUAUGGUGCAAAGUACAAUUUGCUAGCUCAUACUACCCUGAGCUUGGAAAGCGCUGAGGAUAGCUUCAAGACUCAUAAUCUCUCUGUUAAUGGGAAUGAAGAAUCUUCAUUUUGGCUUCCCUUAUAUGGUAACAUGUGCUGCCGACUAGUCGCCCAACCAACCUGUAUGGCUGAGAAUGUAUUUGCGGGAUUUCUUAAUAAGCAGCAAAUGGUAGGAGGUCUGAUUCAUUGGAGAAGGUUGUAUUGUGUUUUAAGAGGGGGCAAACUCUAUUGUUUUUACACUCCAGAGGAAAUUGAAGCUAAAGUGGAACCAGCUUUGAUAGUGUCUAUUAACAAGGAAACCAGAAUUCGGGCAGUGGAUAAGGAUAAAACGAAAAGAAUUCAUAAUUUCUCUGUCAUCAACCCUGUUGCUGGACAGGCUGUAACUCAUAUAUUUUCAGCUGACAAUAGAGAAGAUCUUCAGAAGUGGAUGGAAGCCUUCUGGCAGCAUUUCUUUGAUCUUAGCCAAUGGAAGCAUUGUUGUGAAGAACUUAUGAAAAUUGAGAUUAUGUCACCACGGAAACCACCUUUGUUCUUGACAAAAGAGGCAACCUCAGUCUACCAUGAUAUGAGCAUUGAUUCACCUAUGAAACUUGAAAGUUUAACUGGUAUAAUACAAAAAAAAAUUGGCCAGCAUGAAGAAGCCUCACCUCCUUCUUGGGCCACACUCUUUGAUGGUAAUCACCAAGUUGUCAUCAAGAAAAAGGUAUUAUCUCCUGCAAGCAAGCAGUUAUAUGAAGAGAAAGGGAAAAAGAGACGAGCUCCCCUUCCUCCUUCUGAUAAAGCUCCAUUCAACUUAAAAACACAGAGCAACAAAAAUCAAUUGGUUCAGGGCAACUGGGAAAAAACAAGUGUAUCUCAGACCUUGCCUUUGGAUACCAAACUGUCAACCCCAAUGCAUCACUUACAGAAACCAGUGGCUGCUCCUCGAAAACUUCUUCCUGCCAGGAAAAGUAGUUUAACUGGUGGUGAACACACAGAUACUAAAACCAAUAUUGAAGCCAAGCCAGUACCAGCUCCGAGGCAGAAAUCUAUCAAAGACAUUUUGGACCCUAGAUCAUGGUGGCGGACACAAGUAUAGAAAACCCUUAAUGUAUAAAACAUUUAAAAAAUCUAUAACUGUGAAGCUUAAUUCAGAAGCCCUGUAGAUAUAGUAAUAUGUAAUUAUGUAGUAAAUAUGAUAGUGAUUUAUAUCAAUAAUUAGUAGGUAUAAAAUAUUUUAUAAUGAAGAAAUGGAUUUCUCUUUUGUGAUUUUCAGAAUUGAAGUUAUUUCUCUAGCAGAGCAUAAAAGGCAGUUUCUAGACAAUAUCUCAGUUGUUGGAAGGGUUAAUUUAUUCCUAAAUUAGUACUAGGCGGUGAACAAGCACUAGGCAGAAGAAAGCAUUAACAUUUCUUUGGGGAGAGAUUGUCUAGUAAUUUAAAAUGUGUUAAAUAAGAGCCAUAUUCUCAUUGUGAGAAUUUUAAUACUAAUGGAAUGUUUCAAAAGUUUUAUUCAAACCACAAAUUAUAGAAUCCACCCAAGAAGAUUUCUUCUUAGCAUUCUGGAAUUCUCAUCUAAUAGUCCACUGGCUCUCAUCUAUUGUUUUAUUCACUAGUUAACUCACUGACCUUUCAAAUUCCUGGGAUAAAUUUUGGAAUAUUAAAUUCUUCGUCUUUAAAGGGAAUAUGUAAUGUGUUAUUCAAAGUUGUUUCCUUGAUGAUCCCUGAAAUCCUGUUGACAUUACCUUUCAUAUGUAAAGCAAAAUAUUUUUAAGUUUAGGUAACAGGUAGAUGAAAUGUUCUUCACUUUCACUUUUCUAUGCAUGGUAUUAAUUUCCAUUGUGACAUUAGCAUUUGGAGAAAUGGGUAGCUGUUAACACCUUAAAAUUCAUUUAAUACUUAUUUAAAAAGCAGAUGAUCUAUUAAAAAUAUCAGAAAAUUUGGCCAUGAUAAUUUCAGAAUUAAUCCUUCUAAAAAUAUUAUUUAGAUUUCCUUUUUCUAGUAGGGGUUCGUGUCUGCUAUUGAUAUUUGCCAUUAAAGUCAUAUUGUUACAAUAAUGACAUUGGAAUCAUUUCCAUAGGAGGUAAUUUCCAUAGCAACUAAUCAUAGUGACACAAACAGAAUUAUGAAAUCAAGUGAGGAAUAAAUAGCAAAAGAAUGAAUACCUUAAAAAGGAA